UCCUCUGUUGUAUCCAUGUCACAGCCAUGGGACUAUAUUGCUAAGCUUGUCUGUAUCGGCGACUCAGGCACUGGGAAGUCUAGUUUGACGAUCCGGCUCUGCGAAGGCCGCUUUUCCUCCUCCCAUGAUGUUACAAUCGGCGUCGAGUUCGGCUCACGGAUUGUUCCAGUGGGCCCGCCAGCUUCGAGGGGGUUGGGAGGAGAGUUUGACAGUUCUACUCGCAAUCGUACCCCAUCAGUUCCAUCUUCGUCUUCGCUGCCCGCCACGGCUACCUCUAGCGAACCAGUCGCCUCUGGACUGCCUAGCCCUCCGCGCAGGGCACAGGAGGUUCAGAAAAGAAUGAAGUUGUCCCUAUGGGAUACGGCUGGUCAAGAAACGUACAAAUCCAUAACACGCUCUUAUUUUCGUGGCGCUUCAGGUGCUCUCCUGGUUUUUGAUAUCACGAGACCUUCCACCUUUAUAUCGUGUACACAAUGGCUCCAAGACCUACGGCAAAUUGCGGAAGACGGAAUCGUAGUUAUUCUGGUUGGGAACAAAAGUGAUCUCGCAGGCGAUGAAAGAUCGCAUCAAAGGCGAGUUACUAGGCAAGAAGCGGAGGAGUGGUGCCGCUUGAAUAAUAUCACACGCUACGUUGAGACGAGCGCAAAAUCCGGUGAGAAUGUUGAGCGUGCGUUUCUCGAGGUGGCCGAGAUGAUCUACCGCAACAUCGAAGCUGGUAGGUACGAUCUCUGCGACCGUCGAAGCGGAGUCAAGGGUUAUGGUGCUACCGGCGGGUCGAAUCCAGGUAUUCCAAAAACGGUCACUUUGGGCUUGGACGAUGCUAUGCGCAAAGGUGGAAACGGCCUGGCCGGAGGCUGUUGUUAGCCCGCUCUUCAAGGCAGUAGUAUCCUCUACAUUGAGCGUAUAUUCCACUGGUGGCACGCAAUUAUAUCCUAUCCAGAUGUGUGGGCCCUCUACGGUCACCAUGUGAGGUUGUGCGCAGUCAACCUAGGCUCCCUUGAUCUCAUGUCACCUGCACAUACUCGUUUAUGCCUAUUCUCGUUCAAUUGAAGGUAAAGGGCAAAGGGGGUGGGCCAGAGGAAGGUUCAUGAAAAGAGAGCAACUGAACAUGCUCAUAGCCGCUAUGGGGAUAAUGAAGCAUGGUUCUCAUCCCGAAACAAUAACAAACUACCUUUUACAUAUGUUUCACAAGAGGGCAAUAGCAUACAUGCAGAAGUUUGGUACAAAAGUUUAAUAUUGUAUAGCAAGUGUAAUUAUGACAGAAAUUGUCAUGAUAAGGAAAGAGGAAAGGGGUGGUGGUGAUGCGGAAGCAACUCAAUUCGCAAUCCGCCAACCAUUGAGCCAAUUC
Messenger RNA from Aspergillus sclerotioniger CBS 115572, 1348 nucleotides. Its product is annotated as secretion related GTPase. The transcript has 2 exons. The coding region runs from base 16 to 864 and encodes 282 amino acids. Gene Ontology annotation, biological process: regulation of endocytosis. NCBI's taxonomy places the organism in Eukaryota, Fungi, Ascomycota, Eurotiomycetes, Eurotiales, Aspergillaceae. The record is from RefSeq and is a predicted model, not a curated record. Gene Ontology annotation, molecular function: GTP binding; GTPase activity. Gene Ontology annotation, cellular component: endosome.